AUGAAUGAUCAGUCGCGAAAACCGCGCGGCCCUCAGCGACAGCCUCCCCCUGCUCUGUUCCAGGGCCCUCCCUCCCACAAUGCAUCCAACAUUUCUCUCUCCGUUCCGCCAGUGGCAUCUUCGCGAGGCACUCCUGCCGGCAGCCAACCACCACCCCUGCAGCGCAAACGCGCAACAGGCGAAGCAGUGGUAGUAGAUAAUCGCGGCUUAUUGUCACCAUUUGCUAGGCGGAGGCCGUCCAAAAUUGACGUCGACGGCUCCGACGCCGUGUGGCAGGAGAUGCAAAGCGCGCUGUCAGAGGUGGACCUCAGCGCCGUGACGACCGAGAACGUCUACGGCGAGAGGCACGCACAAGCGCUGGAAGACCUGCGAAUGAAGCAGCUCAAGCUUGCCCAGGCGUGGGCGCGCAGCGAGGCCGACGACGAGGUUGCCGACCCUAGUCACAGCGUGAAAGAGGAGGAGAGUGCUCCCGGGAGGAGUACCUCUCGCAGUCGGGGGUCUGUGAGAGGACAAAGCCAUGACGCUGCGGAGCGCAGGGCCCCUUUUGAUGGUGUCUCGCAUCACACGUUGGAUGAAGAGACGGAGAAAGAUAUUCUGCUGGCGCGCCGACGACGAGAAGCUAAUGAUCGUUACUUUGAUCGCGUCAACCAGGGCGUCUUGGAUGUGGUGGCCAAACUGGAGGAAGUGGCUCAGGCCAUGCGCAUCGUGGAGCGCGAGAGCAAAGAUAUUUGGAGUGACUCUGAGAGUGUUGCUACGGCGGUAUCGUCGGCGGCGUCCGACGCGGAGUGA
Penicillium lagena is the source of this 789-nucleotide messenger RNA. RefSeq names its product DUF5315 domain-containing protein. The transcript has a single exon. The coding region runs from base 1 to 789 and encodes 262 amino acids. The record is from RefSeq and is a predicted model, not a curated record. NCBI's taxonomy places the organism in Eukaryota, Fungi, Ascomycota, Eurotiomycetes, Eurotiales, Aspergillaceae.